Messenger RNA from Schistocerca gregaria, 7967 nucleotides. Its product is annotated as rho-associated protein kinase 1. The transcript is spliced from 48 exons. The record is from RefSeq and is a predicted model, not a curated record. NCBI's taxonomy places the organism in Eukaryota, Metazoa, Arthropoda, Insecta, Orthoptera, Acrididae. Gene Ontology annotation, biological process: cortical actin cytoskeleton organization; actomyosin structure organization; mitotic cytokinesis. Gene Ontology annotation, cellular component: cytoplasm; cytoskeleton. Bases 672 to 6743 code for a protein of 2023 amino acids. Gene Ontology annotation, molecular function: ATP binding; small GTPase binding; Rho-dependent protein serine/threonine kinase activity.
GAAAACGCGGCCGGGGCACAAUGGAGCUGGUCACAAAUUGCUACGACACGCCUUUGGUAGGCUAGAGUUUCAUCUUUGCAGAUUCCGUUUGGGAAGCAAAGAUUGAAAUAAUUUACAUCUUUGGUAAACGGAAAAAAAGAUACUUGGAAAAUGAAUUUAUUUUUAUGUAUGACAUUUUGCUGUUGUUUAACGUAUCAAUGUUGUAGCACAGACAGUUAUGGAAAGUGAAAUUGUGGCGAACCUUCGUUAUGUAGUUCUGUUUAGAAUGGAGGAUCUUACGAAGUUACACAAGAUUUUUAUUGUGUUACGACGAGAACAGCUGUCAUUUUUGUAAUGACGGUUGUGGGCAGGAGCAGUUAUUUUGUUUCAAGAACGGACAGUUAUUUUCGAGACGUUAGUUUAUUUUCCAGGUGCCAGUGGUUUGUGACUUACUGUGAUCGGUGUCAAGUAUGCAGUUCUUAAAAUAAGGUGUGAUGUUUUUUAGUGAAGUGUUUAUUGUAGAAUGAAUGUUAUUGAGGUUAUGACGCUGAGAAGGCGCACGAAAUCAGUAAAACGAAAGAACAGCGAAAGACAGCAGUGCAUCUCUUGGAUAACACCCUGCAACCAGAGACAAGUGGUGUAAGAAAAGGCACUUUAUUUAUUAAAGGAACGACAGCUGUUUAAGCACUACAAUGGACUGUAUACAAGAUGAAGAUCGCAAACGACGACUGCGUCAGUUGGAAGAGGAGAUUCAAGAUCCUCGUAGUGUUGCAAAUGUUGACUGCUUGUUGGAUACAGUUCAGGCCUUAGUUUCGGACUGUGAUCACCCAGCUGUCAAACGAAUGAAAAAUAUAGAAGCAUAUAUGAAUAGAUAUGAUUCUGUGGCAGCCACUAUUUGUAGGUUACGUAUGAAGACAGAUGACUUUUCUCUUAUUAAAGUCAUUGGUAGAGGAGCCUUUGGUGAAGUCCAGUUGGUACGGCAUAGAUCUACUCAAAAAGUGUAUGCAAUGAAGCUAUUAAGCAAAUUUGAAAUGAUUAAACGGUCAGACUCGGCAUUCUUCUGGGAAGAACGCGAUAUAAUGGCCCAUGCUAACUCCGAAUGGAUAGUGCAGCUGCAUUUUGCAUUUCAAGAUGCUAAAUAUCUGUACAUGGUUAUGGAUUACAUGCCUGGUGGUGAUCUUGUUAACCUUAUGUCCAACUAUGAUGUGCCUGAAAAAUGGGCAAAAUUUUAUUGUGCUGAAGUUGUUUUAGCUUUAGAUGCCAUUCACUCAAUGGGUUUUGUUCAUAGAGAUGUGAAACCAGAUAAUAUGCUCCUGGACAAGCAUGGUCACCUCAAGUUAGCAGAUUUUGGUACUUGCAUGAGGAUGGAUGAUGAUGGUCUAGUGCGGUCAGAUACAGCAGUAGGUACUCCUGAUUACAUAUCACCAGAGGUGCUACAGUCCCAAGGUGGAGAAGGUGUAUAUGGUCGUGAGUGUGAUUGGUGGAGUGUGGGUGUCUUCCUUUAUGAAAUGUUAGUUGGAGACACUCCAUUUUAUGCUGAUAGCCUUGUUGGUACAUACAGCAAGAUCAUGGAUCAUCGCAAUUCACUUCAUUUUCCAACAGAUGUAGAAAUUAGUCAAGAUGCUAAAGCCUUAAUUUGUGGCUUUCUCACAGACAGAACAAGGCGCCUAGGAAGAAAUGGAGUUGAAGAAAUAAAAUCUCAUCCAUUCUUCCAGAAUGACCAGUGGACAUUUGAUAAUUUACGAGACUGUGUUCCACCAGUUGUUCCAGAACUAAUGGGUGAUGAUGAUACAAGUAAUUUUGAUGAUGUAGAUAAAGAUGAAAGUCCAGAAGAAAAUUUCGCUACGCCAAAAACUUUUGCAGGAAACCAUUUGCCGUUUGUGGGUUUCACAUACUCAAGGGAUUAUCAGUUACUGUCUGGCAACAGAAGGCUAAUUCAGGAUGUGCUUCUUAAUACUUCGUUUCAAGGAGUUGUAAGGAGAACCUGUAGUUUAGUGACUUGUUACAUUACAACAGUUCAUUAUGGAUUGAAUAUAGAAAUGGGCUAUUUUUGUGAUCUUUUCCUGAUGGCUGAACACCUUAAAGCGGGCUCAUCCAAGAAUUUCACAACUUCGUGGGUGCAAGGCAGUGUAAUUCAGCAUCCCAGUCUUAGAAAACAAUAUCCAAAACAAAAGUCUGAGAAUAACUUAGUAGUUUUCCGACCCACAGAAAUGAUUUCGUCUAAGUUUGGUACAAUAUUCCGGGAGACUGCUAACAUCAAAGCAUUAGUCAAAUUUUUAUCGCUAAUUAGUGAACGUUUCUUAGUUUUAGCAAGCUUUAAAAGGGAGAAAAAGCACUCACAAAUAUGCGUGGAACCAAACAUUGACAGAACUUUGGCUGCAUGCUUGUGCAAAAGAGGAUCUGCUGGACAAAUAAAAGCUGCCAAGUUGGCCAGGCAAUCGUUGAUGAGCAUUUGUAACUUGCGCACAUACUUUGUGCAACUGUUUCUUGCUCCUACCAUAGGAAAAAAAAGAGAAGAGAAACACCUUACAAUUAAUUUUGCACAUGGUCUGUCUUCUGUACGAAACGCGUGUACAGUGGCUUGGCGAGGUGCGGCAGGCACACCGCGUGGAAUGUCCAUUGCAGUUUUCAAUAUCUGUAUGGACAUGGUCAUAAAAAAAAACAAGAGCAGUACAUAUAGUGAUCCUGAUACAGCUAUAUGUGGUUUUUUACAGUUUCCACAAAUAAAAGUAAAGGAAAUAGUCCUAAUAUACAUCUUAGUGUAUCACACCUUAACUGUUCAUGUACAUACUUCUUCAAUGAGAUUCCAUCAUCCUGCAGUUCUUUUCUCGUUCAGGAACAGUGCAUGUAAGCAUAUUAAGGUCAAUAGAAUCGAAUUCCAAAUCCUAGACUUGUCAAUAUUUCACUGUUCAGAUAAGAAAGGGUACCAAAUCUUGCGUUCCUUUCGAAAUUCUCGCUUCGCGCCCUGCUGUUUUCUUGCCCUAGCCAGAGGGAGUUGUGGAGUUGCUGCGGCUGGCUGCCUGCCAUGUUUUCAGGAGAGUGCCGGGGGAGGAGGAACUCUGACUGUGGACGUCUGGAAUCUGUGUUGUCAAAUACUGAAUCCAAGUAGUUACUUUCAGUUAAUUAGCUGGAUUCUUUCUUUCCUCAUCACGACACAUGUUAAAUGGUACAGUGGAAUUGUGGACCUUAACUUGCUACCUCAUUUGUGUGGCAUCAGCUAUAUUGGGGCUGUGGCAUUUGUACUACAAGCAGCAAAUCAUCCUGUUGUUUCAUGGUUGCUUUGUUCUCAAACUAGCAUUGUACUUGGGUUUCAGCUGACUGUUCAGUCUAUUGACUGUCCAUUGUAUGUCACAUCGGUAAUGGUCAAUCUGUCAUCAGUUGGUUUCAAUGCAGUAGUUAGUUGUAAAUUAGUACUUGUUCCAUUACCUUCUGACCAGGGUUCUUGCUCAACGCUUGUCAUUAAAUACACCGCUAACCUGCCCAACACAAUUUGUCGGCUGUCAGAAGCCGUAUAUGUGUUAUUUAUUCCUUUAUUCUACCCAAUUUAUAAGCAUGCUAUUCUUAAUUUUGUUACUCUAGGCAGACAUGUUACAAUAAAUGCAAAUUUCAGUGAUGCGAAGCGCUAUUUCAUUUGUUCCUGUGAUUUAGUAUCUCCACAUAUAAUAUUUAAUUGGAGAGUACUGAUUUCCAAAUUUGAUUCAUUUAGGCAUCACUCAACUGAAUGGGAAAAUGAUAUAGUUGGGAUAUUAGUGGUCGACUGUAAGUCUCUUCUUGAUGGCAACUACAUUUCCAUAGUUUGGCAGCCAUGUCAUUCUGCCAAUAUGUAUGGAGGUAUUUCACCCAACAUCAACAAUCUUUUGACACUAUACAUUGCUACAGUUGCAAAGAGAGAAUCCACUACAAAAUAUUCACUCACACAAACACAACUUGCACACACGUCUAGUGAAGCUGAAACAGCAAAGACAAUAUUGGAAUCUGCUGAACAAGUUACUCAGUUGGAGGCAGAACUAGAAAACCAGCGUUCUCUUGUGAAGUGUCUUGAAGCUAAACACGCAUCUGUGUACAUACAACUGGAAGAAGUGAAUCAGAGGAAAGCAGAAAUAGAAGAGAUGAAUGAUCAGUUGGAGAAGAGGAUAACCCUCCAUAAACAGGAAAUCAAAGAGUUGCUGCGGAAAGCUGAGGCAGAAGCUGAUAUCCGGAGAAAGACUGAAGUGGUUCUCCAGGAAAUGAAACGAAAAUUGGAAGAUGAGCAGAAUAAACGAACAAGAGAAAUGAACAAUAAUCAACAAACUAAUGACAAGAUAAAUGUCUUAGAAAAACAGUUGACAGACAUGCAGGAAAGCAAUACUCGUCUCCGGAAGCAGGUUGCAGAGUUGACAUUAGCAAAAUCUACUGCAGAACAGGUGCAAGGUGAAUUGCAGAGCAAGUUAACAUCUCUACAGUUGCAAAGAGAGAAUCUACAGCAAGAGGUCGCAACUCUUGAAGGACAGCUAUCACAGGAAAGAAGUUCUCGUUGCCAGGCUUCUGACUUGCAGCAGGAAUUGGAAGGUCGUCUGCAGUCAAUGCAUGGUGAACUUGAACGAGCUCAGCAGAGAGAGAAUAAACUCACAGAUGACAAUCGUCAAAUGGUUGAAAAAAUCUCAAGCCUGGAGAAGGAAUGUGCAUCCUUGGAAUUAGAACUUAAAGCAGCUCAGAACAGGUAUCAACAAGAAGUUAGAGCACAUGAAGAAACAGAGCGAAGUCGUCUUCUGAGCAAAGAGGAAGCAAACAUAGAAGUCGUCAAAGCUUUACAGGCAAAACUGAAUGAAGAAAAAAGUGCUCGGCAGAAGGCAGAUUUACAGUGGCAGGAGAAGGAACGCCAGAUGUCUAUGCUUUCUGUUGACUACAGACAGAUCCAGCAGAGGUUACAGAAAUUGGAGGGAGAAUAUCGGCAGGAAGUUGAAAAGGUGAAAGCCCUGCAUGGACAGAUAGAACAGGAGCAGCAGAAGAAGAAUGUCUUGCAGACAGAACUUGGAGUGCAGGCAUCAGAAGUCGCUCACUUACGUGCAAGGGAAGCUCAGCUUAUUCGUGAAGUAACACAGUUAAGAGAGGGCAAAAAAUCUAUUGAAGAAGAGCUGCACAAAGUUAAAGCUGCUCGAUCUGUGGACGAUUUGCAGAUGAAGGAGUUGCAAGACCAACUUGAAGCAGAACAAUACUUCUCGACAUUAUACAAGACACAGGCACAGGAACUAAGGGAGGAGGUGGAUGAAAAACAGAGGUCAAUACAAGAGCUUGAGGAGGAGAGAGACUCAUUUUCUAGGCAGUUGCAAUUGGCUCUUGCUCGAGCAGACAGUGAAGCACUUGCUCGGUCGAUUGCUGAGGAGACAGUUGCUGAUCUAGAGAAAGAGAAGACUGUCAAAGAAUUGGAGCAUAAAGAUCUGAUGUCAAAGCACCGAGCUGAACUUGCUAAUAAGGAAAUAGCCCUAAAUACGGCGAAGGAGAGGGAAAUGGACUAUAAGAAGACUGUUGACCAGUUAGUGAAAGAAAAAGAUGAAUUAAAUCAUCAGCUGAAGAUUAUGCAACAAGUUACAAAUGAGGCCAAUAAUAACAGUGAAGAACUGGAAAGGCUACACCGACAACUAAAAACAGAACAGCUACUGAAAAUGCAAGCUGUGAACAAAUUAGCAGAAAUAAUGAAUCGUAAAGAUAUGAGCAAUGCAGGUCGUGGUAAGAACAAAGUUUCUUCAGCAGAUCUCAGGAAGCGAGAGAAAGAAUGUCGGAAACUUCAACAGGAGCUAACACAGGAACGAGAUAAAUACAGCCAGAUGGUGGCAAAAUGGCAAAAGGAUAUGCAGGAGUUACAAGCUCAACUUCAGGAAGAAAAUACAUUGAAAAUCCGUCUGCAAAUGGAGCUUGAUUCCAAAGACUCUGAGAUAGAGCAGCUACAUGUUAAGCUAGCAUCUCUUAGCAGUGAAACUGCAUCAUUAAGUAGUGCUGACAAUGAUGAUGACUUAAUAGGCCAAGAGUCAAGGUUAGAAGGCUGGUUGUCUGUUCCUAACAAACAGAAUAUAAGGCGACAUGGUUGGAAGAAACAGUAUGUUGUAGUGUCCUCAAAGAAAAUAAUAUUUUAUAAUUCGGAAAGUGAUAAGCAGAACACGGAUCCUGCACUUGUUCUUGAUCUUAAAAAAGUUUUCCACGUUCGUCCAGUAACACAGGGCGAUGUAAUUAGAGCAGAUGCCAAAGAUAUUCCACGAAUUUUUCAGCUACUUUACGCUGGGGAAGGGGAAGCUAGAAGACCAGAUGAGAGUGGUACGAAUCAGUUGGAGCUCUCUACAUUGAGGGAUGAUAAGCCGGGGACCUAUUCUCUCAAAGGUCAUGAGUUUAUCCAGAUCUCGUUCCACAUGCCAACAAAUUGCGAAGUCUGUCAGAAGCCACUGUGGCACAUGUUUCGACCACCAGCUGCCUUGGAAUGCAGACGCUGUCACAUUAAGGUUCACAAAGAGCAUCUCGAGAAAAAGGAGGAUGCCAUUGCACCGUGUAAACUACAUUAUGAUCCAAAUUCUGCCAAAGAACUGUUAAUACUGGCUUCCAAUGUGGAAGACCAGAAACUUUGGAUUCAACGACUUGGGAAGAAAAUACAAAAAUGUGGAUACAAGGCCAAUAGUGGAAUUGAUGGAGCCAAAAUUUCACCAAGAGAAUCUACACGUUCAUCACUUAAGCCAUAUAUACACCAACAGCAACGCUCUGCAACACUACCUGCAAAUGCAUCUGCUGUCGGAAAAUAAGUGUGAGCUGCUUUCAGAGGUGCAAGUGGCUGUUGAGACUGUGAUUGCUAGGAGGCUAUAAGUGCUGUGUAAAGAAAUAAUUUAUUUUUUAACAGUGGCCUAACCAAAGUUUUAUCUCUGAAUAUAGUUGUAACAUAUUACUAGUAGUAAAAAAUAGCUUUAUAUUUUCUCUUUGAUUGAGCUUCACAAGUACAGCAAUUUUUAUUUGAAAGGGUUUUGUGAGGCUGUGGACAUUAUCAUUCUUAAGCAAAGAAACUGAAGCAGCAGAAGUGACCCAAUGUUUGUGAGGAAGGGGGAGAGGUUUUCUGUUGGCAGCUCAUGUUAGGUUGUAAAACAUUUGAAAUACUUGUUUUAUGAGUUUCCAAUUUUGGUGUGGUUAUGAUUUAGGAAAAAAAGGCUCUUAAUCAGCAUCUUGCCUGUCAGUUUCACAUCAUAGCCACUUCUGACCUGAUUUAGUAAGUGUACAAAUGUAAUUUUUAGUUAUACUUGUCAUGUUAGUUACAGUAAUACAACAGAAAAUGUGAGAACAGAUGUAACUCUCACAAAGAUUACAUUCAUGACUGAAUAUUGAAGCCAAAGUUUUGAUAAACAUUUUUGCAAGGUUUAGACACACAUAUUUACAUCACAUAAUGCUGUGACUCAGAAAUAUUGAAGUUUGCUCAUAAUCAUUUUUCUGACGUUUACAUUCCUUUUCUUUCCACUAGAAUGAUUCGUUGAUUUGUACUUCCAAAGAAAAGGACAAGAUUUCCCUUGCUCAUUUCACAUUGCAUCUGUGCCAAUUAAUUUAACUGUUAAAAAAGUUUACAAAUUAUGUACCAUUAUAUGUGAAUGCCAAGUUUCAAUGAAACUUGUUAUUUUAUUUAUAUGUAUACAUAAAUAUGUGUAAGGCAGACUUCUGCAGUUAUGUACAUGUUUGUUGCUGUGUUCCAUUUUCACAUUGUUGAUUACAUGUGGAGAAUAUAUAUGGACUGUGCCUUUAUAUCAUGCAAAAGAAUAAACUUGUGGUACUAUUUAGAGUUCUAAGUUAAAGUAUUUAUGUUUUUCAUUUUUUAAAAGGAAUAACUUAUGUUAAGUUAUGCCAAAAUUGUGGAAUUACCAACUACAAUUUUAUUUAAUAUGUACCAUAAAACUACUCUUUUGUAUAUAUGACCAUAGUGCUAUUUGUAUAUGAAAAAUUAUGUAAGCAAUAAAUUUGGCCAAAAGUGGACAUAUUUUUAAAAAUGA